This is a messenger RNA of Coccinella septempunctata (seven-spotted ladybird), 840 nucleotides long. RefSeq names its product coiled-coil-helix-coiled-coil-helix domain-containing protein 2 (gene Chchd2). The coding region runs from base 232 to 681 and encodes 149 amino acids. Gene Ontology annotation, cellular component: mitochondrion; nucleus. The transcript has 4 exons. Lineage: Eukaryota; Metazoa; Arthropoda; Insecta; Coleoptera; Coccinellidae. Gene Ontology annotation, biological process: mitochondrion organization. The record is from RefSeq and is a predicted model, not a curated record.
AGAUAUCUCUUUCAACUUGCUAGCAUCGUCCUUGCUUUUUAGUGAAUGACGUCUGUUUUCCUUCCAGAAAAUUCUGUCAUUUUCCUCCUAUCGCUUCUGUCAAAUAUAUUUUACUAGAAAAUUGGAGAGUAGACUUGUGAUCGAUCGCAUUUACGUAAUCCAGUGUAUUAAAACUACGAAGCUCCACUUAUUUAUUGGGUAUAUUGCUAAUAAUCGAAUAAAUUAAUAAAAAUGCCUAGACGUGGACGAUCAGCUCCAGCUCCAAGGGCUGCCCCUUCUGCACCCAUGAGAUACCAACAGAGAGCCCCAGCAACAGUUCCACCUCAACCAACACAAGUAGCGCCACAGACAGCAGCUGCUGCUCCACAACAGCCUGGGCUCUUUGCCCAAAUGGCAGCAACGGCUGGAGGAGUUGCUGUAGGAUCAGCUAUCGGUCAUACUGUCGGGCAUGCAGUCACUGGAAUGUUCAGUGGCGGUGGAUCUGAAACUGCACCAGCACCUGCUCCACAGCAAGCAGCUCCAAUUCAACAAGGAAACACAAGUAAUGUAAAUGAGAAUGGCCCUUGUGGAUGGGAAAUCAAACAGUUCUUAGAGUGUGCUUCAACCCAGUCCGAUCUUACCUUAUGCCAAGGAUUCAAUGAAGCGAUGCAGCAGUGCAAACUUAGAUUCAAUGUUGCAUAGAUUGAUAGCAGAAGUUAAUGAAAUCUAGUGAAUAAUGGUACCUCAAAUGUUCCAGUUUGAACAAUAAACUCUCUAGUUAUGCAAUAAUAAUUUUGUUAUUAUUUUUUACCUUCCAUAUCUAUUGUAUUUUAAGCUUUCAAUUUAGUAAAUUUGUUUUUU